UUGACGGCUGCUGCAUUCGGAGCUGCCGGACAAAGAUGCAUGGCUUUGACCACCGCUAUUCUAUUGACGGCUGCUGCAUAUGGAGCUGCCGGACAAAGAUGCAUGGCCUUGACCACCGCUAUUUUAGUUGGAGAGGCUCGCUCUUGGCUCCCAGAUAUUGUGGAAAAAGCCAAGAAACUCCACGUCAAUGCUGGUUGGAAACCGGAAACAGAUGUGGGCCCACUGAUCUCAAAGGCCGCUAAAGAACGUGUUGUUGGCCUUAUUCAGGGAGCUAAGAAGGAGGGUGCUAAUGUUGCACUAGAUGGUAGCAACUAUGUUGUUCCUGGAUUCGAAAACGGUAAUUUUGUAGGUCCCUCUGUUAUCGGAGGUGUAAAGCCAAAUAUGACUUGCUACAAGGAGGGUGCUAAUGUUGCAUUAGAUGGUAGCAACUAUGUUGUUCCUGGAUUCGAAAACGGUAAUUUUGUAGGUCCCUCCGUUAUCGCUGGUGUAAAGCCAAAUAUGACUUGCUACAAGGAGGAAAUCUUUGGACCUGUGCUGGUGGUUAUGGAGGCUGAAGACUUAAACGAAGCAACAGAAAUUAUUAACAAGAACCCAUACGGGAACGGAACUGCUAUCUUCACUUCAAAUGGUGCUACUGCUAGGAAGUUUACCCAUGAAGUGGAUUGCGGACAAGUUGGAGUAAAUGUACCGAUUCCCGUCCCUCUCCCCAUGUUCUCCUUCACUGGCUCGCGCGGAUCGUUCUUGGGUGAUAUGAACUUCUAUGGAAAGGCCGGUAUCAGCUUCUAUACUCAAUGGAAGACGAUUACGCAGUACUGGAAUGAGAAGCUAACAGAAAUCAAGCCACAAAUGUCCUUCCCUCAAAUGAAGUAG
Molecule: messenger RNA, 870 nt
Organism: Strongylus vulgaris
Lineage: Eukaryota; Metazoa; Nematoda; Chromadorea; Rhabditida; Strongylidae
Source: the annotation of a GenBank genome assembly